UCAUAUCGAACUGUUUAUCUUCCUGCUCCAUCUUCUUCUUCAGUCCUCGACACCAUCUCCACCACCAUCAUCACUAGCAGCACCACCUUCACCAGGUACAAAAGCGUUCACUUUUUAUAUUCUUGUUUCUUGAUUUCAAUUUCGGUUUCGAACGUACCACCCAACAAUUUAUUCAUGCCAAUUUUGAUUCCAGCGCCACCUACCUCCACCUCCAUCAAUUUCAAUUCAUGCCAAUUUUGAACCACAAGCAGAAACGAAUACAUAAAAUUAGAAUUCUUAAAUCCGAAAAGGGUAUUGAUUUUAAUUCGAGUUUUGGAGAGCAGAUUGAAAAGGGUAUGAGCUUAAUUAGGGUUCUAUAGGAAUUGAGACGAGAAGUAGAUGAGAAGAAGAGUUCAAGUAUUGAAUCUCUGAAAUUUGAUAUACGAAGUAAAGGGUUUGAUUAGAGAUUAGAAGAUGAGAAUCGAACAAAAGUUUAGGGAUGUUGGGUUCAAAUCUGAAGUAGUAAUGGGUUGGAAGCCAGAGUGAGAAAUGGGCAUUGCAGGUUGAGCUGAAAUGGUGCAGUGCCUAUUGUUCUAAGCUUGUGUUAAAUUCAGUAAUGGUGAUUUGAAAUUGUCAAUUGAGGUUCUGGUGAGAAUAGUUACAGCUGGAGCUACAGGGAGUGAUUGAUUGGUGUUGCAGGUGUUUUGAGUUGAGCUGUACAGGCAGUUGAGAUGCAGUUACUGGUUUGAAUGCUGUUGUUUUCAGCUAUGAAGCUACAGGGUUACAGUUGAAGAUAGAGGAGUUACGAUGUGUUGCAGUCAGGGAAUAUGCAAAAUGAAUGUGACUGUAGGCAGAAUGACAAUGGCUUGAGCAAGGAGCUUCUUACUGUUUUGAAGUUAGCUCUGAAAUGUUUGAAUGGUUGCAACUGAAGUUGUGACAAAGAUGGUGUAGGACAGGUCUGAACAGUGCAGGUGUAGUGGCUUGGGUUGCAGUUAUGAAGUCGUUGUUGUUGAAGUUGAGAUGAAGAAUGAGAAGGUGAUGUUGAAGAUGUUGCCUCGCAGCUUCCCGCAAAGAUGUGAAAGACUUCAUGUUGGAUUUGUAGAGUGGAACGCUGGACAUUGGCCCAGGUGUAAGUCCUAGAUUAGCAAGCAAAUCAGGUAACAGGAGUGAUCCCAACUCUGAGGAUGAAGCAAAAACUGGCAGCAAAAGAAGAAGACACGGCAGAGGACCUGCGAGAGAGAAUGACCUUAUUUCAGCGUUAUUGCACUAGCAGAUGCAUAUUUUUCCACCUUGCCAGCCAUCACCAAUUCCUAAAUCAAAAGCGUAUUCGCUCCUAGAAAACUUCCUGCAAGACGAGCUAGACUUAUGGUGUAUAACCUUAUGUCUUGGUCUGAUUGAUAGGCAAACUAUAGUGGUAAUAAAAUUCAAGGACCGUAAACCUUUUCCUUUUCCUAAAGCUGAUUAAGUAACAAAGUACAGUUUGUGUGUUAUGGUUUUUGCUUCUUUGCUGUCGAAAAUUAUUAACUUCUUUGGGGUUCUGAUUAUUGGGUAUUAUGUACUUUUCAUUAUGAUGGAGGGAAGCAUAAAGCCAAGGAUUAUGGAGGAGGAGAAACCCGAACUUCCAACCAAUAAGGAGUCAUCGAGUUUGCCAAGAUUAUAUAUGGGCAUCUCGAAGCUGUAGUGUUACAGAACUUAAGAAAACAUUGGACUCAGUGAGCACAAAUUGUCCUAACUUAGAGAGCCUAUUCUUUGAAUCUCUUGAAACAGUGGACAUCAACUGGAAGUUUUGACCUUACUGACUGCAUGCAUCUUAAAGAAGUGUAAGUGGGUCGAGUUUUGGUAUAAAUUCCUUAAGCUUGUUGUACGGGUGGAAAUAUGGUUGGAUGCACAAAGCUCUUUCAUGCUGCUGAGUUUGUCCACAAGCAUUUGAGAUUGAAACACCUGGACCUCGUGAUGAAUCUGACUUCUAAAGUGCGUGAAGAGUUAUAUUUUUACAAUUACAUGAAUGAUACAGAUGCUCCCGAUGGUCAGCCUGUCAUGGAGCAACCACUUCCGAGAGAUAUGCCACAACGGAGUAGGAUGGAUAACCAACGACUAAGAGAUGAUUGUGGGAACUAUCAUCGCAAAGAUCAGGAGAGGGUUGAUAGAAAAGGUGGUGGUGGUGGUGAUGAUGAAAGGUUUGACAAGACUGAGAAUUCGCCAUCUCGAGAUGUCCAGUCGAACAGAAUUGGUGGUGGUGGAGAUCCUGACGAACUAAUGUAUGAUACUUAUGGUGGAGCUGGAGGAUCUGGCUUGUAUGGUGCUCAAUUCCUAUCUGAUCUAGCUCCACCUCCCCCAGUAUUGAUGCCUGUUACUGGUGCUGGGCGACUAGGGCCUUUUGUCCAUGCCCCGCCCAAAGUUGCAAUGCGGAUGCUGAGGGAGCAGGGUGGUAAUCCUUUCGAAGGAACUGUUGCUAGGAAUGGGCGCGUUAGACCCCAGGUGAUCGGUGGUGGACCCACUCCAAUAAUUGAUGUAUCUCUAGCCUUUCGGCCGGAUCCCCGACGCCUUCGUAGUUAUCAGGAUCUUGAUGCCCCAGAAGAUGAAGUCACCGUUAUAGAUUUCCGAAGUUUAUAGAUCUUCUCGUUGUGUCAAGAAUUCAAAGAUCUGUGGAUUCUGCAGCUGCUUAUAGGUCAUAAAGGAUGUGUGGCUUCUCUCGGGUGGAGGUUUCGAGUGGAAUUUAGUGCACUGUUUACUGAAUGCAGGUGUCAUUUUUGCUUUUCUUAUGCUGUAUUAGACGACUGGAGUUUUGUGUUAUUCUUCAUAAUGGUAGUAGUAUGCUGAAUAAUAAUGUUUUUUUGCUA
Messenger RNA from Papaver somniferum (opium poppy), 2819 nucleotides. Its product is annotated as serrate RNA effector molecule-like. The transcript is spliced from 5 exons. Bases 1855 to 2592 code for a protein of 245 amino acids. Gene Ontology annotation, biological process: primary miRNA processing; mRNA processing. NCBI's taxonomy places the organism in Eukaryota, Viridiplantae, Streptophyta, Magnoliopsida, Ranunculales, Papaveraceae. The record is from RefSeq and is a predicted model, not a curated record. Gene Ontology annotation, cellular component: nuclear body.